AUGUCAUCCUUAUUCGUGGCUUUUUGUCUCGCUAAAAAUGUUACGAGAAAUGAUAAUUACAUCACUGGAACUGCAUUGUAUCGAAUAAACAGCAAUACUAAUCAAUUUAGAGAAAUUACUUUCAAAGGUUUCACCAGAAAUCCUGAAUCGUUAGUUACUCCGUUCGAAAAAAACUCUAUUCUCUUAAUGGUUGGCUAUUAUGUAUAUGAAGAAAACAUAGAAUAUGUCACUAUAAUUCAAUCUGUUCCUGUAUCUUAUUCUAAUGAUGAAUACACUCUUACCUCAGAAGACCUUCUGAAUUCAUCUCCUUUGUUACUUUACUCAGCUUCUGUGGUACUGAAUUCUUAUAUUCCUGACAAUAAUGGAGGUCGAGAAAGUUUUAUGUUAGCGAGACGUCUAUAUAAUGGAGUCACUAACAAUAAACAGAUCGAUUCUAAAGUUAUCGUGUCAUAUAUAAAUGAAAACAAUCGUUAUAAUGCAUUAAAAAAUAAUCUAAAAAAAACAGUCUUAUCUGUUGUAGGACGAUUAAAACUUGAAUCAAGAAGACUUCUGCAUGUUCUCGCUUCUGAUAUUGAAUGGACCUAUUUGACUAAUGACUCUCAAACUUCAGAUACUUCAUCUAGUGGAAAAGUAUCUUCACAAGGAGAACUUGACACACAACUUGAAAGCAUCGAAGAAAAAUAUGUUACGCUAACAUCACAAUUCCCUCAAAAGAAACAAAGAACUAAUUUACAAAAUUCUUUAUCUAAACUCUCGAAUAACAAAACUACAUCUCCGAAUUUUGUUGAAGUUGUCUCCCAAAUUCAAAAAGAAACUUCUUCUGCGGGACCUUCUCGUAUAGAAUCUACCUCACAAAUUAUUAAUAAUGAAUCUAACUCACAAGUCACAAAUGAAACUUUCGCUCCUACUACUUCUUGUGCAAAUAAAACAAAUGUUUCUGUUAAUGAUAAUCUGCUCACUGAAUCUACACACUCUGAUACUUCUAUUAUUCAAAGUGAAAAACCUAAAACUAAUAGAAAAUGUUUAAAAACACUUCUGCCUGCGAAAAAAUAA
Scutellospora calospora is the source of this 1053-nucleotide messenger RNA. Lineage: Eukaryota; Fungi; Glomeromycota; Glomeromycetes; Diversisporales; Gigasporaceae. The record is from the annotation of a GenBank genome assembly.